CCACAAAGAACCAAAACAUGUGAGCAGCAGCAGCAGCAGCAGCAGCAGCAGCAGCAGUGAACAACAUGGCGAUGCCCGUUAAAGCAGCCCGUCUUUGUCUCCUGGCAGGACGAACUGUCGCCUCGCAGUCAGUCAGACACAGCCGGGCUGUCCGUCUGCCGGAGAGGAGAUGCUACACCUCCACCUCGACGAGCAGCAAUCUUCAGUUCAGGCUGGAUGAGCGGACGGCUCACAGCAGCCUGGACCUCUUCAAGAAAGACACUGCCGUCAUCUACCGCAUGCUGGGUCUGGUCCCCAGCCGCGUGCAAGACAACCCAGAGCGUUUCCAGGACUGGGCCGUCGUGUUUGGCGACGAGAAGAUCAGCAGCGGACGACACUACUGGGAGGUGACGGUGAAAAAGUCUCAAGAGUUUCGUCUGGGUGUGGCCGAGGCGCUGAUGCCCAGAGAGGACUGCGUGGGCACCAACAGCUCCUCCUGGGUGUUCGGCUACGCUAAACGCAAGUGGUUUGCCAUGCACAGCAAUAAGAUAGUUCCUGUGACGCUGGUGGGCAAGUCGGACCGCAUAGGCAUCCUGCUCGACUACGAAGCGGGCCUUCUGGCGCUGGUGGAAAUCGGAAAACCCUCAAUCAUUCACACCAUCAGGGUUCAGUUCAAGACUCCCCUCUGCCCCGCGUUUGGACUUUGGGACGGGGAGUUGCUCACACACUCUGGUCUGGAGGAGCCUGAAGGCCUGAAGUGAAGCAGGAUGAACUGUGAUGGCGAUGAUAGUGAUGGCCGCGGGCUUUUGUUUGGUACCGUGGCAACAUUUAUCACAACGGUGCAGGGAAAGAAAGUAAUAUCUUUGUAGGGAGUCAUUUACAGCUUAAUUACAGGUGUUUGUUUAUUUCCCAUGGUCCAGGUGGUUCAUAAUGACAAUGCAAGUUCAUACUUUGAGUAUGUCAUCCAGCCUCAGGCAUUCAUAUCACAGAAGCUGUUUUUGUGUGUACCUCAUGUAUUACCUCUCAGGUGUGAAAAGGAUGUGUGGUCUUUUUUGAGAGGAACAUUAACUGCCAAGUUUGUUUGUUUGUUUAUAAGCUGUGGUUUGGUAUUACCCACAUAAUCUUUUUCAGUGUCAUGCUCAUACUGUAUAUUGUUUAAUAAAAUCACUGAAACUGC
Messenger RNA from Sebastes umbrosus (honeycomb rockfish), 1156 nucleotides. It is a transcript of the gene spryd4, whose product is annotated as SPRY domain containing 4. The transcript has 2 exons. The record is from RefSeq and is a predicted model, not a curated record. NCBI's taxonomy places the organism in Eukaryota, Metazoa, Chordata, Actinopteri, Perciformes, Sebastidae. Bases 66 to 740 code for a protein of 224 amino acids. Gene Ontology annotation, molecular function: protein binding.